AUGCUGGCGAAGGUUGCGUAUCGGCGCUCGUCAUGGCUGCGCUCACUGAUGGCGUCUCAAUAUCUAUCAUGUCCACUUCAUAAUCAUGUGAAUGCUUGCAUACGAGAGGAUAAAAAUGAAGAAGAAGAGGAAGAAGAGACAGCUAGGAAGAGGCUACAAGUUGAUGGGAAAAGAUCAUCACUUCUUGAUCAGUCCAAGAGCCUCAAUUGCCAUUUACAAUGGCCAUCGAACAUUAUAACUACAUUGGAAGAUGUGGAGAAGACAAGAAGAGUGAUAGAGCAAUCAAUAGGUCAGCAAAGAGUGGAGGAGAAACAGGUAAAACUGCAGGCGGAUACUGAUGCUGGGAAAUUCCUGUCGCUGAUUACCAGCAGCGGAAUCCCAGCUACAAAAGACGUUGUCAAGGCCAAAACAAGCUUACAAAAGCUAGCAAGAGAUCUGGCGGAUCCUCGUGCAGCAGUGGUUAGAGAGUCAAGUUAUCAGAGAGCAAGGAGGCAGCUGAAGGCAGCAACGGGCAAGCUAGAUCGUAUGCUGUACGCUAUGCGACAGCAACAAGAUUUUGGUCAAGUGGAAGCAGUAGCGUUUCUGUGGGAGGAAGAGUUUCCGCAGUUUGCGGGGCAACGUAAGCAUUGGUCUGUCAUUUGUGAGCAUUACGCCUUAGCUCUGAACUACCAGCAACGAUUCCAAGACGUCGUGGACAAAUUUUCUGAUUGCUAUCAAGGAAGUGUGGAUUGUACGCAGAGUGCACAGGGAGUAAGUCUGCUGACGCCGCGGCUGGCUCAAUCGAUUUUUGUUGCGCUUGGCCAUCUGCGUGAUGCUGCGAGAACGUUGCAACUGUUGAGGACGAUGGAGUGCCAUGAUAUUCAUGUGACUAAAGUAUCUUACUUUCACGUGCUGAAUGCACUGCUGCAUGAUGAACGUUUUACUGAUUUUGAAAAAGUGAUGCAGAUUUGCGAGAAUAUUGUUACUAAGCUUCCUGGCGAAAUCGUGCCACUGUCGUUAUUGCCGAUGAUUAUGAUGACUGCAGCAGCUUGUGGCAAAUCCGAGCGAGCACUGAAGUUUUAUAGCCACCCACCAGACAUGCCCAUGUCGACCUUCACCGAAUUUCGUUUCGAAAUCUGCUUACAGCAGCUGAUUCAUCUGGGAGACGAUGUGAUGCUGAUGGAAAUGUACCGCAAUCUGAUGGUGUCAGUACAAGCAAGUCUCGAUCUCAAAGAAAGAGUGUCGAAGUAUUUAUUGCGAAAGAGAGUUGAGCAUGUUACGGCUACCACUCGUAACGAGCGUCUUAGCACUGCAUGCGAAAUUUUGGAAAUUAUGAAUCAACACAAAAUACGCGCAAGCUAUCGCGUCAUUUACUCAUUAUUGCGCGCGUUAUUAAUUGACCCACUACGUUCAAGUGAUGACGAUGGAGAUGAUGGCGAUCAACAUGACGAGCAGGUCUACAUCCGGGUGGGAUGCGCAAAAGACUUGCACGACUUUUUUUCGCGAUACUCGCAUUCGUUGGAGUGGAAUACAUUUGCUUUAUGCGAAGCCAUUGUUGCUGGUGUUCGCUCUGAUCGUGCUGACUUGGUAGAUGAUCUCUUUGUUCAUGCGCUGGGCAGUGGUAUGCCAAUCAAGUAUGCAGCGUUAGAACAAGUGGUGGUUUAUUAUUACAGACUGGGUCUUAUCAACGAUCUGGAGCGAGUGUCGGACAUGGUCCACGCGUUGCGUUUGAACAAACACAUUUCUCUUGGUAUUGCAGUGACAGAAGUUGCGAUGGCAGCUAACCUUCGCCUUCAUCGAUACGACGAAGUGGUCAUCCUCUUUGAGGAUUUCUCAUCUUUAGAUGGUGAGAGGAGACGUGUUCUCCAGCGCCAGUUUAUGCUGAAAACGGUACUUGAAGCAUACACGUGCUUGGGGCGCAGUGAUGAAGCUAUGGCGAUCCAAGCGCUGCUACAUCAAGUGCAUGGCACUCUGCUAGAUGAAAGUGAGAAUACUGAAGCCGACGAAGCGAAGGCGGAAACUAGACUAGAUGCAGAAAGCACAGACAAGAACAAACUGAUCGAUGAUAGUAAUUGUGACCAAGCUCGUGAGCAAGAAAGAUUCUCGUUGCAUCGGUUUAAGAGCUAA
This is a messenger RNA of Peronospora belbahrii, 2106 nucleotides long. NCBI's taxonomy places the organism in Eukaryota, Oomycota, Peronosporomycetes, Peronosporales, Peronosporaceae. The record is from the annotation of a GenBank genome assembly.